AUGUCUCAGUCUUUCGGUGCGCAGCCACACGAACGCGAGGCGAGGAAAGCGAAUGGCGUGCCGGGAGUCUCUGCCUUUGGCGAAAAUGCGACGGAGGAACGCCCCGAGAAUGCGGAUAGGCGAACGCAGCAGACCGGGCCAGCGCCACUUCGAGCGGGGAGUUGCGCGAACCACACCGAAGACGCGCCUUGGAUGCAACGCGCCGCCACGCCCCUCACAGUCGUUGGAGCCGGACGCGAACCCUUCGUUGCGCUGUACGAGGAAGUCACACAGGCGGCAAAACGCCACAGAAAAAGCUGCGAUGAACUCACCCGAAACCUCGAUCUCCUCCUCGAGGUCAUUGUUGAGUCGAAAGAUCAGAUUCGCGCCGCAGCCAUUGCAGCCGAGGCACAAAAGUGCCGGGCAGAUCCUUCGAGCUUCGCCGCGACGGACGCGCUCCCUGGGACUUCGGUGCCUCCCCGUCCCUUUCUUGCACCGUCUCAAAAUGACACCAAAACGGAGCCUUCUGGCCCGCGUCGCUUCUUGACGUCAUCGAACAACGCGGGGCCGACUGCUGGAGGAGGUUCUUGUCCUGUUCCCUCGCCUCUCCCUGCCUCUCCUCCGUCUCUCCCUUCGCGCGAGGAGGCCGAAGGCGGGCUGAGGGCGGGAGAGAGUGCCGAGACUGCCAGUGGAGAACAACCCAACUCGGCACAGCGGGGAGUGAAGUGCGAGCGAGAUGACCCGACGUCGAGGGAAGCCGGUCUUGACAGCAAAGGCGCCUCCGCUCCUCUCGCGUCUGUUGGCGGGGACGUGGCGGCUGCGGGCUCGGCGCAGGGCGUUCUCCCACCCACUCCGCAGUCUGCAAAAGUCUGGGCGGCACAGGGAGCUGAGACAGACCCGCUCCCUUCGUUUUCCUCAGUGACGGAGGCGAUUCGAAGCCUCCAGAAGAAAGUGCAAGCUCUAGAUGUGACGCACACUCUGGCGGAAACGUAUAAAGAGCAGCAGCUGACUCUGAACGGCGUCGCGCGGGCGAUCGACCGGCUUAUUCCCGGAGACCCAGCGCCCGCAACUCGCGUGCUUCCGCCGCCACCCGAGCAGCAGCUCUUCUUUGCUCUCCACGCUCGAAACGAACAAGCAGCUGCGGCAAAAAAGGCAGCUAACCAGCAGACACAAACAGAGGACCGAGACACCGAUGCAGCUAGCCAGGGUUGCGCGAUGCCUGCGUCUUCUCAGGGCCAGCGUAGGGGGGCACAGACGCACGAGGCGAGCGGGGUAGCCGCACCUGCAGGAGGACGAGGAGAGGAAGAUGGGGGCGGAGAGCAACGAAGAAGGAUGGAGACCGAAGGAAGCAGAGGGACAUGGCGAGGCACCCUUUGCGGUCCUGUCGCUGAAGGCAUUGAUGCUGGACAGAGAGGCAGAAACGGAGCAGACACAACCCUCGAGGCUGUGUGGCGAAGAAAGAGUCAAGCCGGUGAAGAGACGCCUUCAGUUGGGCUAGAAAGCCAGCACCCUACAGGCGUUUUUCUCCUCACUCACGGCAGGUCGCCCUCAAGUUUUCAUCGGGAGGAAGGCUUCGGACAGCGUUUCUGUGUCCGGCAACACCUCAUGGAGAGUGAAGAUCUGCUGCUGGCCAAGCUGCUUGCUCUCCACUUCCUCCACUGCGGCUGGUUCGACAUCUACGCGCAGUUUUGUGCCGAACAACAGCUUAUCUUUGAGGCCGUUCAUUGUCCGUGUGUGGACUGUUGCGGCUGGUCCCGUUUCACGAGUCUCGCGAGUCAGACGGAUGAGGGAGGGCAGACUUCGAGGAAAAACAGCUCCGAGGAAAUCGGAAACCGGCACCUCGACGAGAGAGAAGAGACCUGGGCCACGGAGAGUGCCGAGAGAGACCCAGGAAGUCUCCGUGCGCGGAAACGUGGCGAGGAAGAGACAGGCUCAGACGGGGAAAACGCCUCGCAGAACAGCAAGCUCCGAUUUGCUUUCCACGUUCUUCCUCCUUCCAACGAAGGCGCAGAAAUUGCUCUCGCCUCGACGUCGAGAGCUUCCCGGGAUGAGGCGGGGCGCGACGAAACCCAGGCGAAGGAAGUCGACGGAGAGACAGGACAUGCAUCGACGUAUGGCGGCCCGCUGUCGCUUGCUUGGCCUCACACAGCGCCUCCAUCGGUGAAGACUGCGGUGCCGCUUAGACCAGAGGGGCUUUCCUGUCCUUCCGAAGGCGGCGGAGGCGCCGCCAGCUCUCGGCCCAGUUGCCUUUCCUCGGGAUCGUUUUCGGUUGCUUUCCUCAGCCCCGCCGACACCACGGCGGGUGCCCGCAGCUCAGAGGACAGGGCCGCGCGGCCCGGCGGUCUCGGAGACACCCAGGGGCCAGAGGGGGGCGUGUGGGGAGCCGCGGAGCGUCGGGGAGGGGCUGUGGAGAGCGCGCAGAAACACCAACACGAGGAGAGACCAACGGAGGCGAGGAGUGCAUGCCUUCCGCAAGAAGCCUGGUGGGGGCCCAGACGGUCAACCAGGAAGCCUGGAAGGCUCCAGCUGCUGCCUGGAGAGGUCGAGGCUGCUUACGUGCAACUGCACGAGUUCCUGUCUCUUCUUUCCGCUCCUGCGUCGUCGAUCGAGGAGGCGCUGCUGUACUCACGUAGCCACCUGGCUCCUCUGUGGCGCUACCACAAGGCCGACGUCUGCCGCCUGAUGGGGUGCGUUGCUUUCUUCGGCCGGCGAUCGGCCAAACGCGAAAACGAAGCGUUUGUUUCUUCCUCCUUUCCUUCACAAACCGGAGACACCGAGGCGCCCCCGUCGGAAAGCCCGCGAGGAACCAAGGAAACCGAGAGAGUGUCUGGCUGCCCACCAGGCGAGGUUGUCUCUUUGGACGCUUCGUUCUCUGGAGAUCCUAGACAGCUAGCCCCUCACCUAGGCAACGCAGCCGCCAGACCGGAGGGCGGGAGCAACGGUGGAACUGGCGUUUCCAGUGCUGGUCUCUCGUCCUCUUGCAGCCAAGGGGGGGAGAGCUCGGCGGGACGAGGGUCUCUGCUUGUGAGUGGCGAGAACCGCGAAUGUGCUUCUGCGUCUUUUCUGCCUUCUUCCGACGCCGCGGGUCGGGAAGGCGAUGUUUCGGCAGCGCCGGAGAAGGAAGAACCACAAGACGAAACGGCGCCGCCUCUGGCCGAGGCCACGCCGUACAAAGACCUCGUGUCUGAAGCGGAGUGGACCCGAGUGCUGAAUCUGUUCCGGCGGGCCUUUUGCGAAAUAGGGCUGCUUCUGCCUGUCUGUCGGCCGGCUUCUUCCCCUGGCAGUCGGCCAGACGAGCCGCUCGCGGAGAGUCAGUUCCGCGUCUCUGAGGACCGAAACGCGUCUGUGGUUUUAUCAGCGCAUGCGUCGCCCCCAGGGGGCGCUUCCAUGCCCGCCCUCGCCCUGCCUCCAGCGUCGACUGGAGGCGCCGUCCCCCAGACGUGGGGCGCCUCCGGGCCGAGUGGUCAGGGAGACAGGCCUGCGGCACCUCGUCGAGGACCGCUUCAGGAGCUGUGGGAUGUGAUCUCUGGGCGGAGACAGCCGGAGGCGCGCGCGGAGACGGCGGAAACGCGUGCGUGGGGCGCUGGCGGGGGCGCAGGGACAUCGCUGCCGCGAGAGACCCCGGGGGGUGCAGAGACCGCGAGAGAGGGAGAACGAAGCGAACUCAGAGGCGACCGCGGCGGCGUUGGAAGACGCCAUGGCCAGGCAGCGAGACGCGAGAGUGUGCACAGUGAGGGGACAGGAGGCGCGGGUGAGGCGGGAGAAGACGGGACUGGCGCCAGCGCGAGUGGUCUUGUGCAGCGCAGAGCGAGAAUCACGACUUUCUACCUCCCCGACGAGUCGGACCGAAGGCACGCCGAAGCGGUUGCGGCCGCGGCGCGUGCGGGGAUUCCCCUGGAGUUCCUUCACCUUCUCCCGCCCGAGCCGCCUCGCCUCUCCCCGACGAUCUCCUGUAUAGGGCGGUACCUCGGCGUCCUCGCGGAGACAGAGCGACAGGCCGCGGCCGUCGACGCGGCCGCGAUCGCAGCGCUCAACUCGGGAUCAGGCGCCGCGGCGGCGAUGGCGGGCGUGGCGUCCCGAGCCGCGGAUGCCGAGCCAGAAGAGGCGCCCUUGCUGUCCGAGGUGCCUCUCUCUCCGCCCCAGGUCCGCUCGCUGCAGUUCUUCGCCGCGUGUCAGCAUGCGAAGAGAGAAGACGUAUUUGACCGUUGGGCCGAUUGGUUCCCAGACGCGUUCCAGCAGGAAGACGACAUGGAGGCGCCCAUUGCCCUGGCCCCCCUAGGCACAUGCAACCUUCGCGGCCAGCGCUUCACGCGGUGCGCCGGAAUUUCCGGGGGGCGGUUUCGAGACAGUUGCGGGAGGAGCGGGCUGUGUGUGGGACAGCAACUCGUCUCUCUGGGAGAGUCCACUGCGGCCCCACUGCUGGGUGGCGUCGCGCCCUGGCUGCCAGACGGCGAGUCGUGUCGCAGCAGAAGAGAGAGUCUGAGCAGCAACGGCAGCCAGAGUUCAGGGACUGCAGGGGUAGUCGCUCGACAAGCAGCGCUCGCUGCCGUGUGCAGUCGAACCGUCUUCCGAAGGCUCCCUCCCAUCAGCGACAUUCAGCCCGGAUGGAUCCUCCGAAUUCACGCCUUGGGAGGCCGCAGAGGCGCGGCAGGGGCGCCGGGGGGCGUCUGUGGACGGCGUGGCAAGUCUGCAGGGCGGCGCGUCGGGGCCCGGAAGACUUGCCCUCGGGGGCCUCUGGCCAGUCUGUGGGGAGGAGACCCGAUCGAGGCUGCGGGGGUCUCGGGAAAGCGGACACCGAACGCGGCCCCACAGGCCGGCGGAGACCCUGGCCCACAGUCGCCCGCGCGCCUGUCCCUCUCGCCAGUCUCGGCUGCCUUAUGUUCUGCAGGGUGGGCGACCGCCAAAGACGACCCUGCGCCGCUUGGGAGACAGCGCGGUUCAACAGGAGACCACGGCAGAGAUGGUUCGCCACCUGGCGACGGCUCCGACCCGCGACGGGGUGACGCUCACCUGGGGGCUACAGAGUCGGAAGAGAACGGAGACAGGGAAGUGGAUAUCUUUCUCGAAGCCCAGCGGCGGAGGGGCAGGCGGCGUCACCAGAUCCUCGAAUCGCUGUGGCUUAAUGAGGCUCUGGAGGGCCCCCCCGUCUUUGGGCUCCGCUGGCGCCCGUGCACCAUCUCGCGGUGCCGGCGCCGCGGGCUCGUUGAGGUCUUCCGGGGGAAAGCCCCGGCGGCGAAACGCGAGUCUGGAGCCUCAGGCAGCGACGCGACGUCGCCUAGUCGCGUGCACCGCAGCGCGGCCAGUUACCACUCCACAGUCUUGCGCAGCAGCAGUAGGAGCAGCACCGAGACGAGCGGCGGGAUUUUCGUCUCGAGUCGAGAAGGCGAGCCGGAGGGUGGCCGGCGAGGAAGUCGCCGGCGAAGAAGGCGACGCAGAACCACCAGUCUGAGUCAGCUCAGCUCCGCGGCAGCUGCGCGACCCCAGGAAGGGACAGGCGCGCCGGAGCCCCCCGCAGAGAGUGGAGCCAGAAGCGGGGCUCGGGGGGAGCGCCGCCACGGGCGACAGAGUGCCCGGAGCGCUCAAGGCCGCGCCGGAGAGGGAAGCAGGGGGGCGAUCAGCCCUCUCGCACUCGAGGCCCGGGCGAUGCUGCUGCGGGCCCAGAUGCGAGGCGUGCUCGGGCGCAGCUUGGGCGCAGGCGAAGGGACACCUGCGGGGGCGACUGGAGCCGCGGCGCGGCGGCUCGCAGCGAUGGCGGUUCGGGGCCUCGGAGCCGGCCGCGGCGCCGCAGGGACUGUGGAGGCAAGGUAUCUGUCUCUAGCUCGUAUCGCGUUUCUCUCAGCCGGACGCUGGCAGACUUUUCCUGCAGCUGAGGCGCUGAGGGGCUGGCGGGAGGAGGAGGCGGCAGUGGCGGGGGAAGACGACGACGAGAGCGAGGAAGACGAGGACGAAGAAGAGGACGACCUCGAGGAAGUGAUGCGAGCUUUGGACGGAGAAGACGAAUUCGGCGACGCACCAGAAGGACAAGAUGACACGCGCCUCGCUGCCAGAGAAAGCAGCGCUGCGACGGCUUUCCUGCAACGAGGAAGCGAGGAGCACCGCGGACAUGAACUGAGCCGCCGGGCACCCGACCGCGACGCGUCUGCUCCAUUCUUAGAAGGUUCGAGGUGGCCCGCGUCGCCGUAUGGCGGUCCCAGUGGGAGACGAGGCGACAGGAGCGUCUUCCUCUCUUCCGGCGGCAGCGGCGGCGAGAGAAGUGGAAGAUUCGAGCGGGCCCAGGGACGGGGUGGCGGGCGGCGGCGAGCUAGCCGGCACCAGAGAGGAGCGGAGAGAGAAGGAAGCGUUGGAGCCGGGGCUGCGCGCACCGGUUCCGGGACAGGAGACCGUCUUAGUGGGGGGUCGGCACACCCUCACAGUCUCUCCACUGGAAGAGAGGAGACACGACGGGGACGAGACGCCGCGGCCUCUGUAGCUGGCCUUGUCAUGAUGCUCAUGAGAGACCGAGCGGAGACGACGACGGGGCCUCGCGGGCCAGACCCGCCUCGAACAGCGACGGAGAGUGGAAGGCCUGGACGCUUCGAAGGGGGCGACGAGCAGGGUGCCCAGUGGCGAGGCAGCUCCGACAGGACAUCGAUGGCUCUAGGGAGCGCCCUGGCGAUGGCGCAGAUGAUUGAAGCAGCGGUCUCGCAUUCCGUGGCGGUUGCGGCGGGCGAGCGAGACACCAAUGCGCCUGCGGCAGCCACUGGGGCGUCGCCAGCCGCUCCUUCCCAAGGCCCGACAUUCCCCGCGGCCUUCUCCUUCCCCACAUCCGCCCCUUCGCCCCCGCCGCUUCCCGCGCCCCCCGACACUUCGCCAGGAGUCGCCUCUGAGCAGGUGGUAGGUGUUCCUGGCACCGUCCACGCAGCUGCGGCUUCUGCGUCGCCGACAGGAGUCGAGACCAGUGGUGAACGGAUGCGUCCGGGCGCUUCGGGCGGCGCCAACCUGGCCGCGUCCGUUUCCUCUGCACACGCGGCGAGCUCUCAGGUGGCCGGUGGAGUCACGGCUUCUCCCACUGCCUCGGGGUCGACAGGGAGUGUCAGCACCGAGGGGAGUGGUCAGGCGGUGUUUCCUGGAGACACGUCGCUCCCGCCUUCCUCGGGUUCAGGGCGAAGUGUCUCGGCCUCGGGGAACCUGGCUCUCGGCGCUCCCGUGCUUCCGCCGGGGGCGUCUUCUCGCGCCAGCGGCCACGCCCCGACUGUUUCCUCGUUUGUCCCUCCCCCGCCCCCGCCUCUCCCGACUCUCGGCGCGAGCUUCCUGGAUCCCUUUGGAGCUGCAGGGCCAACAGGCCCGCUCGGCGGCCCAGGGGCCGGCUUCGCUUCGCCGGCGACGUCGCACCCCACAUCCCCAGGUGGCGGACUCGUGACGCAGCCUGCGUCGCUUCCUGCGUCUCCACCACCAGUGAGUUCUGCGCAACCUGCGGGAGGAACGGGCUCCACGGGCGGGGUCGGAGCGUCGGGUGUCACGCCUCCUCCCCCUCCACCGCCUCCGCCCCCUCCGCCGCCGCCGCCUCCGCCGCCGUUGCCCGCGGGGGCUCUGGGCGUGUCCCGCGCAGGAGGGCCCACGGGUGGGGCGACGCGAUGGAGACACGUGUCCCUCGGCGUAGACAGCCACGGACAGGGAACAGGGGUGUCUGGGGGCUCAGGAACCCUUUCUGGCCUCCAACAAGAGUCUCAUCAAGCUAGUUCGGCACCUGCGACCGUGUUGGGCUCCAGAGUCGGGGCGGUCGGCAACAGCUCCGCGAGAAGCACAAGCGAGCAGGGAGGGGAGUCUUGGAACGACGGCGAGCGGCAAAGCAGGCGGCGCCAUACGCGCAUUUAUCGGCAGCAGGUUCCCCGUCUCUUGGGGUCCCAAGAAGGCUCGUUGUUCGACAGAGCGCGCGGAGGAAGGAGAGAAAAGAAGUCCUCGUGGACGGAGAUCAAGGGAGAGAAGAAGCGGGAGAAGAGAAACAAAGAGAACGAGAAGCCUCCUGUAGGAUGCGCAGCCGGAGUACGGGGAGGCGAUCUCGUGGAAGAGAGGGCGAGGAGAGAAACGGAGACACCCGAGAGAGAAAUAGAGACGCGCCUCUGCAAGAAGCCUGUCUUCACUGUGGAGGCACAGCUCCGCGGAGGCGGCGUCGGCGCGUCUAUCGCGGGAGAAAGCAAGCUUCUUCAAGUGGUCUCCCAGCAGUCUCCCCAACUGGCUGCGGAGCCUCCUCCGCCGACAUCGCCGAAUUCGCUCGCUGCGUAUUCUUCUUCGCCGCCUCUGUUUCCGUCUUCUGCCUCUUCGGCUGCGGCCUUCUUCGCCCUCCUCCCCAGCCUCCUGUCUUCAAACGGUGGAGCUUCUUCGCUCUUGCCUGUCUCUCUUCUCCAACAGACACACAGAGUCCAGCACGGCGAGUCUUCGCCCCACUCACCUGCUGUCUCUCGUUCGGCUUCAUCGGCGUCUCUCUCUGCGCCGCUCCUCCCGUGGCUGUCCUCGUCGGCGGCGAGCGCUCUGAGCUCCUGUCUCCCUUGCGCCCCGCCCGUGUCUCUCUCGGCCGCUGAGGUUCCGCGAGGAGCCGGCGCCUGCUCACGCUGCAGACGCGCCGAGUGUCUCUGCGGGUCCGCGGCUGUCUUCCGCCACGGGGCUUCUCUCAGGAGUCAGAGACGUGUUCUGCCGUCGCUCGCCGCCUUUCCUGCGCUGGCGGCGAUGCUGCACAGAUCCGACAGGGCCUCUGGCGGGGCAGCCCCGCAGCCUGGGACGGCCUCGGGGUCACCUUCGCCACUGCUUAGCGACGGGGGGAUGCUUGCUCUCGAGUUGGAUUUGGGCCCAGCCUUCCACUUUCACUCUAACUUCACGUGCGCCGUCAGUCGCGAACAAACCUCGACGAAAAAUCCAGCGAUUCUCCUGACCUGUGGCCACACCAUUUGCAGUUCUUGCGUCGAGCGCGUGACAUCUCGCCGCAGCCGACAGACCCUGCGGUGUCCCAUCUGCCCCACUCAUGUGUCUAUCUCUGAGUCCUGCCCUGUUCCCUCUCACUGGGGUUUCCCCGAAAAGAUUUCCAACACGCGAUCGGCACACUUUCCGGAGGAGGGAGAGCUCUAG
Molecule: messenger RNA, 9078 nt
Organism: Neospora caninum
Lineage: Eukaryota; Apicomplexa; Conoidasida; Eucoccidiorida; Sarcocystidae
Exons: 15
Coding region: 1-9078 (3025 amino acids)
Biological process (GO): proteasome-mediated ubiquitin-dependent protein catabolic process
Cellular component (GO): nucleus; cytoplasm; GID complex
Molecular function (GO): ubiquitin-protein transferase activity
Source: RefSeq, a predicted model, not a curated record